Molecule: messenger RNA, 4426 nt
Organism: Panicum virgatum (switchgrass)
Lineage: Eukaryota; Viridiplantae; Streptophyta; Magnoliopsida; Poales; Poaceae
Exons: 3
Coding region: 283-4182 (1299 amino acids)
Cellular component (GO): nucleus
Molecular function (GO): zinc ion binding; histone methyltransferase activity; protein binding
Source: RefSeq, a predicted model, not a curated record
AGUUGUUUGCAGCAAGCAGCAACUGCGCUGCACCGAAAACGGAAGCGUCCGAGGAGGACCGAGCUAUGCUGCGCGCGCGCGUGCGGCCAGGUCGCCCGCUCCGCUCCUUCGUCACCUUCCCAGCUUUCUCCAUCACACUCCAACCCCGUCUCCCGGCUCCAUUUCCGCUCCCCACCCGCCACCUCCUCCCCCGCCAGCCGCCAGGCCGCCCGCCUCGCCGCCACGGCGGACGCCCCGCGCCGACCCGCGCAUCUCGGAGAACAGGUUUUGGGACCCGGCACGAUGGUCGGCGUCGGGGUGGAGUCGCCGGCGCCGCCCGCGGCGCGCAGGUUGAGGCCUGGGAGGGUCUCCGCCAAGCGGUCGUGGCCGCCCGGGUGCGGCCGUCUGCCGCCUGCGCCCCCGCCCGAGCCGGCCCCCGCGGCCGCGGCCGGCGAUGGGGAGAACGGCGUGGAUGGCGGCGCCGGCGUCCUCGGCGGCAGAGCGGGUGAGGCGAUCGCCCCCGCCGCCGUUUCGCCUCCGGCCCAGAACGGCUCCCUGCUUCGGCGGCAGGGCUCGGGGGAUAAGGGGGAGGAGGCGGUCGGCCCCGCCGCCGUUUCACCCGUGGCCCAGAACGGCGCCCUGCCUCGGCAGCCCGGGAUGGAUAAGAUGGAGGAGGCGGCCGCCCCCACCGCUGCUUCAACUGUGACUCAGAACGGCGACAUGCCUCCACAGCAAGGGUCGGAUAAGGUGGAGGAGGAGGCUGCCCCCGCUGCUGUUUCACCUGUGGUUCAGAACGGCGGCCUGCCUCAGCAGCAGGGGUCUGAUAAGGUCGAGGAAGCUGCCGCUCUAGCUGUGGCGCAGAACGGAGCCCAUCAUCAGCAGGUGCAAAAUAAGGUGGAGGAGCUGGUUGUUCCCGCAGCUGCUUUGCCUGCCGCGUGCAACGGCUCCCGCUCACAUGUCAUGCCUAAGUUGGGUCCUGAGGGGGCAGGGGAGGAUGGAGACAAGGGGGAGAAUGGAGCGUUACAAUUGCUGGGUGAUGAAGGUGUGCUGUCGUUGGAUGUUCAGGAGGGGAGCAGGGUGUUGGAGGUGGCUGCGCAACCGGUAAAAGUACUGGAGAGUUGUGGCAUUGUUAGUGCUGCUAGUUCUGUACAGAACAGGGGUGAGGAUGUUGUUUUUUUGGCACUCAAGGAGCAGGAAGAUGGUGGCAGCGCCAAGGUGGGGAGGGAGGAGGUUGCUGCUGAUGGGGAUGCCAUGGAGAUGGGAAACAGAACAGGUGGUUGUGAUUUAGAGACGAAGGAAAAUGGAGUUGCAGGAAGUAGAGCAAAGAGAUGGUUGACGUCUGUUGUGAAUCCACCACCCAAGAAUAGGGUGGUCUCAGCCGUACGCAGAUUUCCACCUGGUUGUGGAAGGACUACCGUUACUACCAAAGGCAGUGGAGUUUUGGAGGCCUCACCCGUAAGGACAUUUCCUUCUAGCUGUGGGAGGGCUGCUGUUACCACCACAGACAGUAGAGUUUUAGAGGUCUCACCCAUACGGACAUUUCCUCCUGGCUGUGGAAGGUCUGCUGUUACUAUUACAGACAGUGGAGAUCAAGAGGGUUUGCCGUUAGAAGCCACUCAUGUCUCUAGCAGUGACGCCAUGGUGGCAGUUCCAGUUUUAGGUGGGGCUGCUGCUUCAACAUUAGCACAAGAGGCCUCUAAUGAGAAAAUGGAAGGCAAGAGAAUGGUGGAUGAAGGUCAUGGCUGGACUCAUGAUAGGGUCCAAAUUCUAGAUGAUUUUGUUGGUACUGAACAAGAUGGUGACCUGCAGCUAAAUGUUGUUGCAAAAGCUACACUGAAGAAUAAUUCCAAUGAGAAGAUGAAGGGGACACACUCACCACGUGAAGGGAAGCAUGUAGCACGAGUAGUGGUGGAUGAUAAGAUGAAAAAUAAACUUGAAGGAAGCUUCAAUAGAAGUACUCUUAGGACACCUUUGAGUGAUCCCGUUGCUGCAAAGACAAAAAGAAAGAGUUUGGAGAGUGACGAGACAACUGUGGCAUUGCUUUGUGAUGCAAAGGCCUCUAUGGCAGAGAAGAUGCAAAGUAAGAUUUUGAGCACUAAAAAAGAAGUGACAUGCUCAAAUGUGAAUAUGAGGCAAAAUAAGGUAGCUCGUAAGCUGAAGGGUGAUGGUAUAGGCAAGGACAACUUAUAUAGGUCCGAUAGGGAGUCCAAGUUUGGAAAACAGGUUGGAACCAGUCAAAGUGAUGGUCUGAAACUUGUGCCUGACCAACUAAUUGUUCAAGCAUUGAUGGCUCCUGACAGAUGCCCUUGGUCACGUGGAAGAAAGUCUGUCGCUAGGGCUUCCAAGUCUCUUCCUCGUACGAACAAGCUUAAGGGAAAAGAUUCUACUCCAAGAAGAUUAUUGAUGGGAAAAGUGCCCUCCAGUGAAGCGAUCAACGAUGAGAUAAUAGAGCAAAAUAACAAUUCUAACCUGAAAGAUGAUGACAACUCCAAGGCGCUAGUCAUGUAUGGAGAAAAGCAACAAAUGGAGGACAAUGACAAUUCUAACAUGGAAGAUGAUGACAACUCCAAGGCGCUAGUCGUGUAUGGAGAAAAGCGAGAAAUAUGUGUCACAGUUCCUCCAUCUGUUCCUUUUGGGUCACACCAUAUGCAACUUGGGGACCAUGAUAUGGAUGCUCGAAGCAAAGUUAGGAAGUUGCUCCAAUUGUUUCAGGCAAUAUGUCGAAAGCUUAUGCAAGCUGAGGAACAAGGUAUUCGCAGUAUUGCGAGGAUUGACUUAGAAGCAAUGAAUGCUUUAAAGAAAGACCCUAUCUAUAGAAAGCUUGGGGCCAUUGUGGGAAAUGUUCCUGGUGUUGAAAUUGGCGAUGAAUUUCAUUUUAGAGUUGAAUUGUCGAUGGUUGGUCUCCAUCGCCCGAAUCAAGCAGGUAUUGACACUUCUAAGGUGAAUGGCGUUCUAGUUGCUACAAGUAUUGUUGCCUCUGGAGGCUAUCCUGAUGAGCUAUCAAGCUCAGAUGAACUAAUAUACACUGGCUCCGGAGGAAAGGCCGGCGGCAAUAAAGAUGCAGACGAUCAAAAGCUGGAACGGGGUAAUCUUGCUUUGAAGAAUUGCAUAGAAACCAAGACCCCGGUUCGAGUGAUUCAUGGGUUCAAAGGUCAAAGUAAAAGCAAAUUUGGUCCAUCUAGAGCCAAGCAAACGUCGACUUUUAUUUAUGAUGGGUUGUACGAGGUGGUGGAAUGUUGGAAAGAAGGCCCGAAAGGUGAGAUGGUCUUCAAGUACAAGCUACGGAGGAUCGCAGGACAACCAGAAUUAGCCCUUCACACAGUCAAGGCGACGAGGAAAUCCAAAGUUCGUGAAGGUCUUUGUUUGCCUGAUAUAUCUCAGGGAAGCGAGAGGAUACCCAUAUGUGUCAUUAACACAAUUGAUGACAUGAGGCCAGCGCCAUUUAAAUACAUCACCAAGGUCAUAUAUCCAACUUGGUAUGAAAAAGAGCCUCCAGCGGGUUGUGACUGCACAAACGGCUGCUCAGACUCUAUUAGAUGUGCGUGUGUAGUGAAGAAUGGAGGGGAAAUCCCAUUCAACUUCAAUGGUGCGAUCGUCGAGGCCAGGCCUCUCAUAUACGAGUGUGGUCCAUCAUGCAGGUGCCCGCCAUCAUGCCACAAUAGGGUCAGUCAGCAUGGUAUCAAAAUUCCACUAGAAAUUUUCAAGACCGGUAAGACAGGUUGGGGUGUAAGAUCCCUCAGUUCUAUAUCUUCAGGCAGUUUCAUAUGCAAAUAUACUGGUGAGCUCUUGGAAGAUAAAGAAGCUGAAAAGACACAGAAUGACGAGUAUCUAUUUGAUAUUGGUAGUAACUACCAUGAUGAAGAACUUUGGGAGGGACUAAAAUCAGUGGUUGGUGUACAAUCUUCUACCUCGACCUCUGAGACAAUGGAAGGCUUCACAAUAGAUGCAGCUGAGUGCGGUAAUGUGGGAAGAUUCAUCAACCAUAGUUGUUCACCAAACCUCUAUGCCCAAAAUGUUCUCUGGGACCAUGAUGACAUGAGGAUGCCGCAUGUUAUGUUUUUUGCUAUUGAGAAUAUCCCGCCACUACAGGAGCUGACCUACCAUUAUAAUUAUAAAGUAGGUGAGGUCCAUGACAAGAAUGGAAAUGAGAAGGUUAAAAAUUGCUACUGCGGUGCUUCUGAUUGCUGUGGCAGGCUCUACUAGGACAUUUGACUGCUGUUACUUUUCGUGGCAAAGACUUCUGCCAUGCAAUUGCUGUACCCUCUUAUUCUUCAGUUCAUCUUGUACUUGUCUGCAUUCUAAUGUUUACACUUAUCCAACAUAUAAAAAAUGUGAUCAGAUUUUGAAGAGAUUGAGCAGCAUUUGCUCUUGUUAUCAUCUUGUAGAGGACAUUCCGGUCCGUGUGACUGAUUCAAAAUUUGAAAGGAGUUUGCAUGGAGCUUCUUUU